AUGCCGGUAGGCCUCGGCCUAGGCCUAGCAGCAGCAACCGCCGCCGCCGCCGCCACCACCCUCCUCAUCCUCGUCUCCCGCAGCACCACUGCCGCCGCCCUCCCGGCCCCGCGUCCGGCAAGGGACGGCCGCAAGACGGCCCGCUCGCCGAAAUGGACGACGCUGGGCUCGGGCUGUGAUGACGAGCGGGUGCAGCAGCCGUACCCGCCCGACGUGUUUCCUGGCGCGCGGGACGUUGCGACGGCGUACGGGAACCUCCGGGUGUACGAAUUUGGGCCGGAGGAUGCAGAGGAGAGGGUUCUCUUGCUGCAUGGGAUUGGAACGCCUUGUCUUGCGCUGGGGGGUAUUGCUGGGAAGUUUGUGGAGAGGGGGUGGAGGGUUAUGACUUUUGACUUCUUCGGCCGCGGCUACUCCGACGCGCCCCUCGACCUCCCCCACGACGCCCGCCUCUACACCACCCAGAUCCUCCUUGCGCUCGCCUCAUCCCCCUCGCCAGGCUGGACCGGGAACGACGCCUUCCACCUGCUGGGCUACUCCCUUGGCGGCGCCGUCGCUGCCGCCUUCGCUUCGACGCACCCGCACCUCGUCCGGUCCCUCAACCUCGUUGCGCCGGGCGGAUUAGUCCGCUCCGCUGCGCACGUUGGGUGGCGGAGCCGGGUGCUGUAUACGUCGGGUUGGAUCCCGGAGGGUAUGAGGAGGUGGCUUGUUGGGCGGAGGUUGAGGCCUGCUGCGGGUGGAGUUGGGGGCGGGGGCGGGGGUGAUGUACCCGAGAAGGAGACUGUUGAUGAUGAUGAUGAUGAAGACGGGGAGAAGAAGAAGGAGGAGCAGGAGGAUGAGUGGGAUGAGCUUAGGCUUGUGGGCGGGGGACGGAUCGGGGAGGUGGUGGGGUGGCAGCUCGCGAGGCAUCCCGGGUUCGUGACGAGUUACAUGUCGACGAUCCGGCACGCGCCGAUUUAUGACCGCGGGGACGAGGAGUGGAGGGUUCUGGCGGAGGUGCUGGAGGCGAGGCGGAGUAGCUUUGGUGAUGGCGGUGAUGGUGGUGGUGAUGGGAGGGGGUGGUCAUCGGAGCCCGGGCUGAGAAAGGGGCGGGUGCUGUUCCUGCUCGGGGAGCAUGACGACAUCGUCGUGCUUGGGGAGACGGUGUGGGAUGCGGAGCGGGUGCUCGGGGAGGACGCGGUCGAGGUCGUUGUUCUCGGGGGCGGGCACGAGAUUGCCAUUACUAAGGGGAGGGAGAUUGUGGGUGCCGUUGUUGCUGCGUGGGAGAGGAGGGCAUAA
This is a messenger RNA of Colletotrichum godetiae, 1275 nucleotides long. Its product is annotated as Alpha/Beta hydrolase protein. The coding region runs from base 1 to 1275 and encodes 424 amino acids. Lineage: Eukaryota; Fungi; Ascomycota; Sordariomycetes; Glomerellales; Glomerellaceae. The record is from RefSeq and is a predicted model, not a curated record. The transcript is spliced from 2 exons.